Messenger RNA from Raphanus sativus (radish), 3459 nucleotides. RefSeq lists its product as uncharacterized. NCBI's taxonomy places the organism in Eukaryota, Viridiplantae, Streptophyta, Magnoliopsida, Brassicales, Brassicaceae. The record is from RefSeq and is a predicted model, not a curated record. The transcript has 6 exons. Bases 467 to 3421 code for a protein of 984 amino acids.
AAACAGCAUUUUGGCGAGGAAAGUUAACGAGGAAAUAUAAUCCUCGUAAAUGUACGAGGAACUUACGAGGAAUUUACAACGAAAGAAAUAAACCUCGUUAUUUUCUCGUAAACUAACGAAGAUAACAUUUCGUCGUAAAGCCCACGUAACUUUACGUGGUCUUUACGAGGAAAUACAUUUUCCUCGUAAAAACCACGUAAAGCUUGCAUUAUCUUUACGAGGAAAACUGGAAAUAUAAUUUCCUCGUUAAAUCAACGUAAAUUUACGUCACCUUUACGAGGAAAUGAUAUACGUGAACUUAACGAAGUAUUUUAAAGCACGUUUUUUUUUGCUACCUACCUUUUCCUCGCAAAUUCAUCGCAAAACUUCAACUACCAGAUUCGAAAAUUUUCUAUAAAUAUGGAAGUUUCAACAUCAUUUUAAACACACCAACAAGAAAAAAAAAGAAAAACGUGAAAGGAAAAAAAUGUCAGGCUCUGGGAAUGUCUACGAGUUGCGGAGGUGGAUGUAUAUGCAUAGAGAUGCUAACGGGAGAGUGACGAAAGAAUACAUUGCGGGACUGGAGACAUUUAUGCAUCAAGCAGAUUCCACACCGCUCGCCCUAGAAAGCGACUUGUUCAAAGAGUAUUUGCCGGAAGACAAUGUGUCUGCUGAUUCUUAUUAUGAGAUUCAGAAACUGGUGUAUAGUCUUGGGUUGCCUUCGGAGAUGAUAGAUGUUUGCAUCGACAACUGCAUGAUCUACUGGGGAAAUGAUGAGAAGUUAGAAGAAUGUCGAUUCUGCAAGAAGCCACGAUUCAAGCCGCAAGGACGGGGACGUAAUAGGGUACCGUACCAAAGGAUGUGGUACCUACCAAUUACAGACAGAUUGAAAAGAUUGUACCAAUCAGAGCAGACUGCUGGAAAGAUGAGAUGGCAUGCCGAGCAUACUCAGACGGAUGGUGAGAUGACACAUCCAUCAGAUGCAAGAGCCUGGAAACAUUUUAACAAAGUAUAUCCGGAAUUCGCUAGCAAUAUCCGGAAUGUGUAUCUCGGAUUAUGCACAGAUGGAUUUAGUCCAUUCGGAAUGUCAGGGAGACAAUAUUCAUUGUGGCCAGUCUUUCUUACGCCAUACAACCUGCCACCGGAGAUGUGCAUGCAACGGGAGUUGCUAUUCUUGACCAUAUUAAUACCUGGUCCGAAACAUCCUAAAAGGUCGCUGGAUGUUUUCCUGCAACCACUGAUAAAAGAGUUGAAGGAUUUGUGGUCAACAGGGGAGAGGACGUAUGACUGCUCAACGAAGACGAAUUUCACGAUGCGAGCGAUGCUUUUGUGGACCAUAAGUGACUUUCCUGCCUAUGGGAUGUUGUCGGGAUGGACUACACAUGGGAGAUUAGCUUGUCCAUAUUGUAAUGGAGCGACAGAUGCGUUUCAACUGAAGAAUGGGAGGAAGACAAGUUGGUUCGAUUGUCAUCGUAGAUUUCUUCCCAUUGGCCAUCCGUACCGAAGAAACAAGACAUUGUUUAGGCACAAAAGGGUUGUGAGAGACACUCCUCCUCCAUAUUUAACUGGAGAAGAAACUGAAAAGCAACUCGAUUACUAUGGAGUUUUGGAAACAGUUCCUCGUGGUGGUAAUUGGCAUGUUCCCCCUAAUAUGCCUGAUUCUUACGGUGUUCAUCACAACUGGCACAAGAAGAGUAUAUUUUGGGAGUUGCCAUAUUGGAAGGAUCUUCUUCUGCGCCACAACCUCGAUGUGAUGCAUAUAGAGAAGAAUUUCUUUGAGAACAUCAUGAAUACAAUAUUGAAUGUCCCGGGGAAGACAAAAGACAACAUAAAAUCAAGGUUAGACUUGCCGGAUAUUUGCUCAAGAAGCGAGUUACAUAUAAACAGCAAUGGGCAAGUUCCUGUUCCGAUAUUCAGAUUGUCUUCAGAAAAAAAGUCGGUGUUGUUCAACUGGGUAGCAUCAGAAGUGAAAUUCCCCGAUGGGUAUGUUUCAAAUCUGUCUAGAUGCGUUGAAAAGGGUCAAAAAUUCUCUGGGAUGAAGAGUCAUGACUGUCAUGUCUUUAUGCAACGACUACUUCCCUUUGCUUUUGCGGAGCUACUUCCUACAAACGUACAUGAAGCACUUGCAGGCAUUGGAGCAUUUUUCAGGGAUCUGAGCACCCGCACCCUUAAAGUAGAAGUCGUGGAACAGCUUCAAGAGAACAUUCCCAUCUUAUUGUGCAACUUGGAGAAGAUAUUUCCUCCUGGGUUUUUUGACGUAAUGGAGCAUCUAGCUGUCCACCUUCCAUAUGAGGCAUUGCUUCGUGGACCUGUACAUUACGGAUGGAUGUAUCAGUAUGAGCGAGCCAUGAAAUAUUUGAAGGGAAAAGCAAAGAACCUUGCAAAGGUUGAAGGUUCUAUAAUUGCUGGAAGUUUGACGGAAGAAACUUCUCACUUCACAUCGUACUACUUUGCGUCAAAAGUACGUACUCGGAAAAGAGCUCCAAGGAGAUAUGAUGAUGGUGGUGUCGCGCCAACAUACGCAGUUGCUGGUGUUCCAGACAUCUUUAGCCAGAUUGGGCGACUGGGUGGAAAAUCAAAAGAGGUUUGGUGGUCGAGUGAAGAAGACGCUCAUAGUGCACACACCUAUAUUCUACUUAAUUGUGAGGAUCCAUUGAUUCGUUAUUUUGAAAGCCUAUUUGUUUCACAAGUCGAAGAAACAUUCCCUGGUAUAUCCACAACUGACGUAGACAAAAGGAAAGAUCAACACUUUAUAAAAUGGUUGAAGAGUCAGGUUGAUUUUGACGACGAUGCAGAUUAUCCUAAGUGGUUACAUGAAGUAAUUCAAUCUCCACAUGUAAAGGUCACCACUUCACAGAUGUAUUUCACACGAGGCUAUACUUUUCACACAUAUGAGUAUGGUAGACAGCGGGCAACCAGUAACUAUGGAAUAUGUGUGAAAGGGGAAACCGAUUUCUACGGUAUCUUGACAGAGAUUAUCGAAGUGGAAUUUCCAGGGAUAUUGAAGCUGAAAUGCGUCCUCUUCAAAUGUGAGUGGUUCGACCCCGUCGUCAACAGAGGUGUUCGGUUUAACAAAUUCGGUGUAGUUGAUGUCAAUGGUGGAAGAAGGUACAACAAAUUCGAGCCUUUCAUCUUAGCUUCACAAGCAGAUCAAGUUAGCUACCUUCCAUACCCUCGGAUGAGAGAAUCGGGAAUAAAUUGGUUAUCCGUGAUCAAAGUUACACCUCGAGGACGAAUCAUAAGUGGAGAAGAACCACCAUUGCAAGAAGAACAGAUAAAUGAAGUCGAGGAACCUGAACAACAAAUUGAUGACAUUCUUCUCAUUGAUCCGCAUAAUCAUGAGUAUGAAGAUCUUACCGACGAUGGCACAGAUGAAGCUGUUGAAGACGAGUUUAAUGAAAAUGAUGAUGUUUCUAGUGAUGACGAAAAUGUAUCUGAUUGAUGUAUUUGUGUUUUAAUAUGAUUGAUUUUCAGACUUAA